AAGGCUUCGAGCCUUCGGCUUUCCUUCUUCUUAGUUCUUCCACAGUUAUUAUUAUUUUUUCAUUCAUUUCCUCUUUGGUGGUGGGGACUGGGGAGAGAACUAUCGUCGCGUCAUCUCUCCUCGCUUCUGAAUCUUUCAAAAUUCAAACCCCGAUCUGGAUCUGCUUCUGUCUCUGCCGAUUUCUAGGGUUUCAGUCUACAAUCUCCUGUGAAUCUGAAUCCUCUGGCGCUUGCCCUCGUGCUUCUUCGGGGUUAAUUCUUUUUUUUUCUGGUUUCGAUCUCUGUGUUGCUUCUGUGGUUCUGAUCGGUGAAGCCAUGGAGGCGAUAGAGGAGUUGGUUCAGCUGUCCGAGUCGAUGCUGCAGGCGUCUGCUUUGCUUGCCGAUGAAGAUGUCGACGAAAACACAUCAUCGAGGAGAACCUCUACUUUCCUCAACGUCGUCGCCCUUGGCAAUGUCGGUGCUGGUAAAUCUGCAGUUUUAAACAGUUUAAUUGGACAUCCUGUUCUGCCAACGGGUGAGAAUGGUGCAACCCGGGCUCCCAUCAGUAUUGAUCUGCAGAGGGAUAAUUCCUUGAGCACCAAAGCUAUCAUCUUACAAAUUGAUAAUAAAUCUCAGCAAGUUUCUGCAAGUGCUCUUCGGCAUUCUCUACAAGAUAGGCUGAGCAAGGGUUCUUCUGGCAAGAGCCGUGAUGAAAUAUACUUAAAACUGCGUACUAGCACAGCUCCGCCGUUGAAAUUGAUUGACUUGCCUGGAUUGGAUCAACGGAUUAUGGAUGAUUCAAUGGUCAGUGAGUAUGUGGAACACAAUGAUGCGAUUGUGCUAGUUGUUGUCCCAGCUGCACAGGUUCCUGAAAUUUCCUCAUCUCGUGCACUCAGACUGGCUAAAGAAUUUGAUUCAGAAAGUACUAGAACCAUUGGUGUUAUCAGUAAAAUAGAUCAAGCGGCUACAGACCAGAAAAUCCUCGCUGCUGUUCAAGCUCUGCUGCUAAACCAGGGUCCCCGUAAUACAUCUGAUAUUCCGUGGGUUGCUUUAAUUGGCCAGUCUGUCUCCAUAGCUUCUGCACAGUCUGGAUCUGUUGCCUCUGAGAACUCUUUAGAAACUGCUUGGCGAGCUGAAAGUGAGAGUCUCAAAUCUAUUCUUACUGGAGCCCCUCAAAAUAAACUUGGCAGAGUUGCUUUAGUGGACACCCUUUCCCGCCAGAUUCGUAAGCGUAUGAAAAUCAGACUACCGAAUCUGCUCUCUGGGCUUCAGGGUAGGUCUCAAGUGGUGGAGGAUGAGUUAUCUAGGCUUGGUGAGUCAAUGGCUAAUAGUGCUGAAGGAACAAGAGCUAUUGCUUUAGAGCUUUGCCGUGAAUUUGAGGAUAAAUUUCUCCAGCAUAUUGCUCACGGUGAGGGUGCUGGCUGGAAAGUUGUUGCAAGUUUUGAGGGAAACUUCCCUAACCGGAUCAAGCAGCUGCCCUUGGACAAACAUUUCGACCUCAACAACGUGAAAAGGAUUGUGCUAGAAGCUGAUGGGUAUCAACCAUAUCUUAUAUCUCCAGAAAAAGGUUUACGGUCUUUAAUAAAGGGUGUCCUAGAGUUGGCAAAGGAACCAUCACGUCUCUGUGUUGAUGAGGUCCACCGAGUUCUAGUAGAUAUAGUUUCUGCUGCAGCGAAUGCUACACCAGGUCUUGGAAGAUAUCCCCCUUUUAAGCGAGAGGUUGUGGCAAUUGCAAGUACUGCGUUGGAUGGGUUUAAGAAUGAGGCCAAGAAAAUGGUAGUUGCAUUAGUUGAUAUGGAGCGUGCUUUUGUUCCUCCUCAACACUUCAUCCGUCUGGUGCAGAGGAGGAUGGAAAGACAGCGACGUGAGGAUGAAGUGAAGAACCGAUCAUCAAAGAAAGGGCAAGAGGCUGAGCAAGCCAUACUAAACAGGGCAACUAGUCCUCAAACAGGAGUUCAACAAUCUGGAGGAAGCUUGAAAUCAAUGAAAGAAAAGCCUGAAAAAUCCGAAAAAUCUGAAAAAUCGGAGAAGGAUGGACAAGAGACAUCAGCUCUGAAGACUGCCGGGCCUGGUGGAGAGAUAACAGCAGGAUUUUUAUUGAAGAAAAGUGCAAAAACUAAUGGCUGGAGCAGACGAUGGUUUGUUUUGAAUGAGAAAAGUGGCAAGCUUGGAUACACAAAAAAGCAAGAGGAAAGACAUUUUCGUGGCGUUAUCACAUUGGAGGAAUGUAAUAUAGAAGAGGUUUCAGAUGAAGAAGAAUCUUCAUCAAAAAGCUCCAAGGAUAAAAAGUCAAAUGGGCCAGAUAAAACACCUAGCCUUGUGUUCAAGAUAACCAGCAAGGUUCCAUACAAGACUGUUAUGAAAGCUCACAGUGCUGUCUUAUUAAAGGCUGAGAGCCUAGCAGAUAAGACCGAGUGGAUGAACAAGAUAGGAAAUGUCAUCCAGCCCUCCAGGGGUCUGGGGAAGGGGGAAUCUGGUCUACCCAUUCGACAAAGUCUUUCUGAUGGUUCUCUUGACACGAUGGUCAGAAGACCGGCUGAUCCAGAGGAAGAGCUACGGUGGAUGUCUCAGGAAGUACGUGGUUAUGUAGAAGCAGUUCUGAAUAGUCUGGCUGCUAAUGUUCCUAAAGCAGUAGUUCUUUGCCAAGUGGAGAAAGCAAAAGAAGACAUGCUUAAUCAAUUAUACAGCUCUGUCAGUGCCCAAAGCACUGCAAGGAUUGAAGAACUGCUCCUGGAGGACCAGAAUGUGAAGCGUAGGAGGGAGCGCGCUCAGAAACAGUCCGCUCUUCUUUCAAAACUUACCCGUCAACUUAGUGUCCAUGACAAUCGAGCAGCUGCUGCUUCCAGCUGGUCCAAUGGUGGUGGAGCAGGUUCAGAGAGCAGCCCUAAAGCCGGUGGUUCGGCAAGUGAGGACUGGAGAUCGGCAUUUGAUGCUGCAGCAAAUGGAUCAGUUGACCGCUCCGGUUCAUAUGGUGAUUCUAGAUUUGGAUCCAAUGGUCACAGCCGGCAGUAUAGUGACCCAGCCCAGAAUGGUGAUGCAAGCUCAGGCUCAAACUCUAGCAGCCGUCGUACUCCAAAUCGGUUGCCACCUGCACCACCUUCAGGAUACAAAUACUAGACAGCCACUGUUUUGAUCGGCAGUUGAGAUGCCAUGCAUUCUUGGUGGGUAGCCGUCCACACCUACUCAUCCCCAUCAGCGAUUUGAGCAAUAGUUUGGAGCUGAUCUGUUGAAGCUGCAUUAGAGGAAGGAAAGCGUGGUGUUUGUAUAUAAGGAUUGCUGUUCCAAGAAUAUUUUUCUCAGUUUAUAGACAAUUGGAUUUCAAGGUAUUUCUUGAAAUCUGCUUAUUCUAUUCCUCCCUUCAACGUCCACUUAACCUAUCUUUUUCCCUGUGGAAUUUUCUAUUUUUUUUCCCUUGGGGAGUUACGGUUUUGGAUACUGUAAUGUAUUUGUUUGUACUGAUCCUUAUUGCAGAGUAUAUCUUUUUUUCCU
Messenger RNA from Telopea speciosissima, 3467 nucleotides. Its product is annotated as dynamin-2A-like. Lineage: Eukaryota; Viridiplantae; Streptophyta; Magnoliopsida; Proteales; Proteaceae. Bases 315 to 3095 code for a protein of 926 amino acids. Gene Ontology annotation, molecular function: microtubule binding; GTPase activity; GTP binding. Gene Ontology annotation, cellular component: cytoplasm; microtubule; membrane. The transcript is spliced from 23 exons. The record is from RefSeq and is a predicted model, not a curated record.